GAAAAUAUCGAUAUAUCGAAAAAACACGAUUCUGCACGUGUUUUAGUCACAACAAAAGAAAAAAUGCGUAAAAAGCAGGCAGAUGAAAUACCCGGGUUUCCCUCGCUGGACAACGAGGGUGGCGCCGGUGGCCGUGGCGACGACAUUCUCAAGUCGAAGCCCAAAUCCAAGAAGAGCGGUGGCUUCCAGUCGAUGGGUCUCGGCUUUGAGCUUAUCAAGGGAAUAACCAAGCGGGGAUACAAGGUGCCGACUCCCAUCCAGCGGAAGACGAUUCCCUUGAUUCUGGAGGGUCGCGAUGUGGUGGCUAUGGCCAAGACGGGAUCCGGCAAGACGGCCUGCUUCCUCAUUCCCCUCUUCGAAAAGUUGCAGCGGCGAGAGCCCACAAAGGGUGCCCGUGCCCUGAUAUUGUCCCCCACGCGCGAGCUGGCGGUGCAAACGUACAAGUUCAUCAAGGAGCUGGGCCGCUUUAUGGAGCUUAAAACUAUUUUGGUGCUAGGAGGCGACUCAAUGGACUCGCAGUUCUCGGCCAUACACACGUGCCCCGACGUUAUUGUAGCCACGCCAGGUCGUUUUCUGCAUUUGUGUGUGGAAAUGGACUUAAAGCUUAAUUCCAUAGAAUAUGUGGUGUUUGAUGAAGCCGAUCGACUCUUUGAGAUGGGCUUCGGCGAGCAGCUUAACGAAACGCUGCACAGAUUGCCGUCCUCCCGUCAGAUGGUCAUGUUUUCGGCCACGCUGCCAAAACUUUUGGUGGACUUCGCCCGCGCCGGGCUGAACGACCCAGUCCUUAUUCGCUUGGACGUCGAGUCCAAGCUCCCAGACGCACUUGGUCUGAAGUUUCUUUAUUGCCGACCGGACGACCGCUACACAGCUCUUGUGGUUCUUCUUAAAUACGUGAUUCCGGUGGAGUCGCAAACUGUGGUGUUUGCUGGUACACAGCAUCAUGUGGAACUGAUUUCGUACAUCCUUACAGAGGCUGGCAUCUCUAAUGCCUCUGUCUACUCUAGCCUGGACCCGGCUGCUCGAAAAAUAAACACCGCUAAAUUUGUGAACAAGAAGGUUUCCGUGUUAAUCGUCACAGACGUAGCGGCGCGCGGAAUCGAUAUUCCCAGUCUUGACUUUGUUGUGAACCUGCAUUUUCCGGGUAAACCAAAGCUGUUUGUGCACCGUGUGGGUCGUUGCGCAAGAGCUGGUCGUACAGGGACCGCAUACUCUAUAUUUUCUACAGACGACACAGCCCAUCUACUAGAUCUGCACUUGUUCUUAAACAGGCCAUUUAACAUAAACGACAGUUCGGCAUUGGGAACCAUUCCGCAAGAUUUACUCGAGGAAGAGCAUCUCACAGUGACCGAUAUAAAGAGGAGCCACCACAUUGCUGGCGUAUUGCGCACCAGCGAAAACGCCUACAAAAAAUACUUGAGUACCCGACCAGUAGCAUCCACUGAUGCCAAUGCACGAGUAAAGAAAAUAAAGUUCUUUGCGCUAAAACCGCUGGAGGAUUUCUAUACAGCUGCCCCUGUUCUCGAACAAGCUGCUAAGGUUAACGGACAAUCAACAGAAUCGCAGGCGAAGGUGGCUGCAGACGAGCGCAAGUUGCAUGAGGAGAAGCACGAUAUUCUGGUCAAAAUGCGCAGUUUCCGACCAGGUGGGACCGUUUUUGAACUUAACACCACGCAAAAGUCUACUCAAUUCGUUGUAAUGAAGGAAAAGCGUAAUCAGCAUGCGGAAGUGAUUCAAAAGUUCAGGCAGCAGCGCGCAGACGAGGACAUCGACGAAGCGAAGAAAAACGCCGAAGAGAAAAGUCCAAGUUUGGCCAGAAUGCCAACUGCCGACGAGGAAGCCAUUAGCAAUACAUUUGAUAGGGUCGUUGUUCCCAAGAGGCUCCAAAAUAUGGACGCUCUUUAUAAGGAUAAGCCAAAGAAAAAGAAGCGUAAAACAAAUAGCAAAGACGAGGAGCACUAUGUGCCUUAUCAGUCAGCGGAUAAGCACACAGAGGAUGGCCUGGCCAUCAACACCUUUGAGCGACAGGCCCAGAAUGCCGAGUUUUCUGUGUCGGACCGCAAUUCAUCCCAGGAUAUAAAACACAAGCCAGGGCUUAAGAAGUGGGACCGUAUCAAGAAAAAAAUGGUCUCAGUACAAGAUCCUCGAGCCAACAAAAUUCGUACCGAGUCCGGUGCGUGGAUUCCUGCCUCCUUCAAAACAGGUCGUUAUACUGAGUGGAAGGAAAAGUCCAAGAUUGAGGACCAGCUGCAGCGUGAAAAUGCAGGCAGUGACGACGACAACGCCAAGCCCCUAAGCCAUGCCCAGCGCUAUCCAGUUAGUCGUCAUGCCCGGCACAACGUAAAGUUGGAACUUAAGAAACGUCUGACAGGAAACGACAAGGAGAUGCGGCGCCCCGAGCAGAUUGUCAAGUCACGCAUGCGAUUGGAGUUCAUUAAAAAGCGGAACGAAGAGAACACGGAGCGAAAAUCCCAGAACCGCAAGCGUAGCAUGCGGAAAACUCAGCGUCCAAAAACUCAAUCAACUGGUGGGCCUAGGAAAAGGAAGUAAGGCAUUGAGGCGAUUUGGUUAAGGAUUGUUUGGAAAUAGUUAAGUCAUUUGAGUCGUCUUGCUGAGAUCUUCCUCUAUUUAACUUUCGAGAAUAAAACUGUUACAUACCCAAGCCGAAA
Messenger RNA from Drosophila subpulchrella, 2666 nucleotides. RefSeq names its product ATP-dependent RNA helicase DDX54. Gene Ontology annotation, cellular component: nucleus. The record is from RefSeq and is a predicted model, not a curated record. Gene Ontology annotation, molecular function: ATP binding; RNA binding; RNA helicase activity. The transcript is spliced from 5 exons. NCBI's taxonomy places the organism in Eukaryota, Metazoa, Arthropoda, Insecta, Diptera, Drosophilidae. The coding region runs from base 64 to 2547 and encodes 827 amino acids.